AUGUCGAUGGCUUACGAUGACAAUCCUUUGUUGAAGGGCUUCGAUUUCCGACCAUUCGAUGUAAUCGAAGCCAUGCACGUCCGUCCCGGAAUUCGUACUUUGAUUAAUCAAAUCAAUGAGGAAUUGGAAAAGACGGUGGAGCCUACCUGGCCGAAGCUGGUGGAGCCGUUGGAGAAGAUAAUUGAUAGAUUGACGGUUGUUUGGGGUGCGGUUUGGAACAAUGAUGUCCGGUUUUACCGCGUUAAUGAUUCCUCUGGAAGUCCCAUUGCCUACUUUUAUUUUGAUCCAUACUCUCGUCCAUCUGAGAAACGUGGAGGUGCAUGGAUGAUUGGAGUUGUUAGCCGAAGCCGUGUAUUAUCACGAGAUGUUGCCAAUGCUAGAUUGCCUGUUGCCCACAUGAUUUGUAAUCAAACGCCACCAGUUGGGGAUAAGUCCAGUCUAAUGACAUUCCAUGAGGUUGAGACUGUCUUCCAUGAAUUUGGACAUGCCCUUCAGCAUAUGCUAACUAAGCAGGAUGAGGGUUUGGUUGCUGGUACAAGGGGGGUAGAGUGGGAUGCUGUGGAAUUACCAUCACAAUUCAUGGAAAAUUGGUGCUAUCACAGGGAUACCCUGAUGGGUAUUGCCAAGCAUCAUGAAACUGGAGAGACUCUCCCAGAAGACAUAUACAAGAAGCUUCUUGCUGCCAAGACUUUCCUUGCUGGUACCUUAAGUCUUCGGCAGUUGAGACUUGCAACUGUUGAUCUUGAGUUACAUGCAAAAUAUGUCCCGGGUGGUUCAGAAUCAAUCUACUGUGUUGACCGACGGGUCUCUAAGAAAACCCAAGUGUUUCCUCCACUCCCAGACGAUAAGUUCCUUGCCAGUUUCAUUCACAUUUUUGCUGCUGGAUAUGCUGCUGGAUACUACAGUUACAAGUGGGCAGAGAUUUUGUCUGCAGAUGCUUUCUCUGCUUUUGAGGAUGUUGGACUAGAAAACAAGAAGGCUGUAAAAGAAAUAGGCCAACGAUUCAGGGAGACUGUUCUUGCUCUUGGAGGUGGAAAGGCUCCUCUGGAGGUUUUCGUGCAAUUUAGAGGCCGGGAACCUUCUCCAGAGCCGCUGCUUAGGCAUAAUGGCUUACUGCCAGUUACCACCUCUGGAUGAGAUCAUUAUAGAACCUUCUGCAAUCUUAAUGCCCAUUUAUAGGCCAUUAGAGACAUUUGCAUGCUUCAGGUUUUUGAGGAGACUGACAUCAAGAUGCAACUGUAAUUGUUUUAAAGGCAUAAAAUAGUAUUUACUUUAGAACGAGCAUUGUUACCGAGGAUUGGAUAAUGGAUUGUAGUAUGUGAUUUACGCGAAUGGGGUUGCACAACUUUA
This is a messenger RNA of Solanum dulcamara, 1350 nucleotides long. Its product is annotated as organellar oligopeptidase A, chloroplastic/mitochondrial-like. Lineage: Eukaryota; Viridiplantae; Streptophyta; Magnoliopsida; Solanales; Solanaceae. The record is from RefSeq and is a predicted model, not a curated record. Gene Ontology annotation, biological process: proteolysis; peptide metabolic process. The transcript is spliced from 9 exons. Gene Ontology annotation, molecular function: metalloendopeptidase activity. Bases 1 to 1137 code for a protein of 378 amino acids.